UUGGAAAGUACGAGGCCCAAAGCUUUCCGGAAGGCGGGCCCGAAAAGAGCCUGGAGAUUCUCAAGGGUAAACGCAGGGAAAUUCGUCGGGCUGGACGCCGGGGAUCUCGAGUCGGUCCACGCUGCGGUGCGCGCCAUAGACGGCUCGGCAGACUAUGGCAUGAUCGGCGGCUCUGUGGCAUACGCCGUCACCAUAGCUGCCGCAGACUCGGCCGCAAGGGCGCACGACAUGCCCCUCUUCAGGCUGCUCUCAGGCGCCGACACGUUCUGGUUCCCCUACCCUCUGGGAAACAUACUGGGAGGAGGCGCGCAUGCGGGCCCCGGGACUCCGGACAUCCAGGAGAUCCUGAUCGCCGCAACGGGCGCAAAGUCCGUCCGGGAGGCGGUGGAGACAAACCUUGCCAUACACCGGGAGCUUGGGCGCGUCAUACUGGAGCGCGACCCGGGAUUCUCCGGCGGCAGGGGGGACGAGGGCGGAUGGGCCCCGGAGACGGACAACUACGGGGCGCUGGAGAUGGCAACCCGUGCAUGCGAGAGGCUGGGAUACACCCCCGGCAGGGAGGUCUCCCUGGGCGUGGACUUUGCGGCAUCCACGCAGUGGAACGGCAAUACAUACGACUACAGGAGGGGCGGCUUUGAGAACGACGUCGGAGAGCAGAUCGAGUUUGCCUCGGAUAUAAUAAAGAAGUACAAGCUGGCAUACGCAGAGGACGCAGUGCACGAGGAGGCGUUCGAGCAGAUGUCCGAGCUUGCCAGGAGGUUCCCCGGCGUCAUGAUAACCGGCGACGACCUCACGGUGACCAAUGCCACGAUACUGCAGAGGGCCAUAGACUGCGGCUCCUGCAACGCCGCCAUCCUGAAGGUGAACCAGGCAGGCAGCCUGCAGGAUGCCAUGGAGUUUGCCCGGCUGGCAGACCGGAACGGCAUAUCGCUGAUCACGUCCCACAGGUCCGGCGAGUCCACUGACAGCCAGAUCUCCCACAUCGGCAUAGCCACGGGAUCCAAGCUCCUCAAGAAUCAGAGAUCAAACAUGAGCCAGCAGCAGGAGUUUACUGAGAUAAGAAAGAGGAUCCUCACCACGGGCAUCAGGGUCGGCACACCGGUAAAGACCAAGUUCAUGAAGCCGUUCAUCACAAAGCCCGACCCCGACGGCCUCUACAUGCUGGAUCUCACCAUCACCCUGGACAGGAUCGGCAUCGCGGCGCGGUUCAUCAACAGGGUAGGCAUAGAGAACAUGAUAGUCUGCUCCGGAAGGAUAAACGCGACCACGCCCAUUGAAAAGUUCUGCGAGGUGACAGGCGCAAUGGCAAAGCUGGGCAGGUUCAUGCCCGGCACGCUGACCAACCCGUCACUCCCGUACUAUAUCGAGCCCAAGCUGGUGGUGAUAACGGAUCCGGCGGUGGACGGGCAGACGAUCACCGAGGCCACCAACGCGGGAAUCCCCAUCAUCGGGAUGUCAGACACCGACAACAUCACCUCAAAGAUCGACCUAGUGAUACCCGCAAACAACCGGGGCCGCAAGGCGCUGGCGGCGGUGUACUGGCUCUUGGCCCAGGAGAUCCUGAUGGAUCGCGGCGAUCUCAAGGCCGGCGAGUCCAUAAAGUACGACAUAGACGACUUUGAGACCAAGAGCACCGAAGAGGCAAUCGAGUAA
Messenger RNA from Geodia barretti, 1653 nucleotides. Lineage: Eukaryota; Metazoa; Porifera; Demospongiae; Tetractinellida; Geodiidae. The record is from the annotation of a GenBank genome assembly.